AUGGAAGAUUAUCGCCGUAAGUUUGAAGUAUUGUUUGCACCAUUACGAGAUAAGAAAGAAGACACACUUUGGGCAGCCUUCCUAAAUGAGCUCAGGCCAGAAAUUAAAGCAGAAGUCAGGCCAUCGAUGUGGGGACAAACAGUUCCAGUCAUUCUGAUUAAUGAGGAGGGUACCCAGGAUGAGAUGAACAACAGUGGAGGUGAGUUGAGUGAAUCCGUCGUAGAACAAUUGCAAAAUGAUGCGAAGCUUUCGAUUAGUUCUGUUGUUGGUAUGACCCCUUUUAAAGCACUUUAUGGUCGCGAUCCUCCGUCUAUCCUUAAGUUUUUCAAUCAUGGUUUGACUGUCGAUGAAGUGAAUUGUCAAUUGCAAGCUCGCAAUGUCAUCUUAGCAAAGUUGCAGGAGAAUCUCCUCAAAGCUCAAGGAUGCAUGAAAAGCUAUGCAGAUACAAAAAGGGGGGAAGUUCAACUGGAAGUUGGGGAUUCAGUUUACCUUAAGUUGCAACCCUACUGUCUUCGCUCUUUAGCUCAUCGGUAUAAUGAGAAACUAAGUCCCCAAUUUUAUGGCCCUUUUGAAGUUAAAGAAAUGAUUGGUACAGUGGCCUAUUGCUUGAAUCUACCCCCCACAGCCCGCAUUCAUGAUGUUUUCCAUGUGUCACAACUCAAGAAAACCAAGUACCCACCACCUACUGCCCAACCUUUCCCUGCGACACUGGAUGAAGAUCUUGUUUUGAAGGUCGAACCAGAAGAGGUUUUACGUAUGCGGAAACUUCUAAAUGGUACUUUGGAAGUCUUAAUCAAAUGGAAAGGUCUGCCCAACUAUGAGAACACUUGGGAGGAAUUCACCUCCAUUGAUCUCCAAUUUCCUUUAUUCCACCUUUGGGACAAGGUGGCUCUCCUUGGGGAGGGUAAUGAUGGGACCCCUUUAGUGCACGUCUUUAGUAGAAAAAAUAAGAGAGUGAAUAGAGGAUGGGGGCAGGAUUUACCAAGCAGAGGACAGUCCUAA
Pistacia vera is the source of this 1002-nucleotide messenger RNA. RefSeq lists its product as uncharacterized. NCBI's taxonomy places the organism in Eukaryota, Viridiplantae, Streptophyta, Magnoliopsida, Sapindales, Anacardiaceae. The record is from RefSeq and is a predicted model, not a curated record. The coding region runs from base 1 to 1002 and encodes 333 amino acids. The transcript is spliced from 3 exons.